Molecule: messenger RNA, 4352 nt
Organism: Malaya genurostris
Lineage: Eukaryota; Metazoa; Arthropoda; Insecta; Diptera; Culicidae
Exons: 7
Coding region: 69-4220 (1383 amino acids)
Biological process (GO): tRNA methylation
Molecular function (GO): RNA binding; tRNA (guanine) methyltransferase activity
Source: RefSeq, a predicted model, not a curated record
AGUGGUUUCCCCGUUUUAAAUCACAGUACAGUUCCAAUGUAAUUAGUUUCGAGUUUUUCUGAUAAAAAAUGACAGAAAAGUGCUACAAAACGUCUCUGAUUCGAGAUAUUGCUUCUCAGAAUGUGGCUACCUAUCAACAGCUUCUACUAUUCGUUCGAAGUGAGUCACAAUUCAUUGGCAAUGUGGAAGGUUUGCGUAAACCGGCACUAGAGGCAACGGUUUUUAUGCUGAUUAUGAAGCUUCAAAAGUCGGACGGCAAUUUAUUACCGGAGCUGACCUGGAUCAGUUUGGACAAAUUGUUUUCCAUGGUCGAACUGAACCAUCUGUACCUGCAGAAGGAAGAAGAAUGCUUUGGAUUAAUGCUCAAUAUGUUGGCACUGGUUGUAAUGUUAGAUGGAAACGAUUCGGAUUGCAUUCAAAGGAUAGCGACAUUCGUAGAAAAAGUUCAAAAAGAUUUCUCCGAAUUGCCAGUGUUCUAUGAUGUUCUGAGAACGCUUUUGAUUGUUUCGCUGGAGAAAGAACUGCAGUCGGCAUUUAGCGAUUUGGAUGCUUCGAUAUUGAUAAAAAAUCUUUAUUCUGAAUCCUAUCACGUAAAGAUAAAAUCGUUAGCGUGUAUAAAACUUUUGGUUGAAAUACAACCGGAAUUGAUCCAACAAUGGCACAACAUUCUGGUACGAGAAGAAAAGCUUAUUUCGUUAGAACAUCGCAGUUUUAUGCUUUGUCAUCUAAUUGAAACUGCAGUUCAAAGAAGAGACCAGAAUGCCUUGCAUCGAAUCGUUGACGACCAGAACACCUGGCGCUUGGUGAAAGAAAACUGUCAAUGUGAACAUCAGCUCAUUCGCAAGGAGGCUGUGUCAGUUUUGAAAAAUGUCUUGGUUUUCCUAAGCGAGUUUAGAGGAGUUAUUCAGAAUGACUUGUUCCGAUGGAACCUAAAGGAGUCGAAAGAAAUCGUCGCUGCUUGGCAUAGUUUUGUAACGAUUAUCGAUGCGUUGAACGAAACACAAACACACCUGAUAAUGCCCGGUCUGUUGUUGGUAGACAAGUUAACCAUUCUCGCUCCAGCAUGGCAAGCGUUAGUAUUGAUACUAAUAUUGAAACACGAAAAUCAAACCAUUUCCGCGUGGGGACUUCAAUACUUGUUGGAGCAUAGUCAGUAUGAUGCUAACCGGGUAGAGUUGGAGGUUCUAUUUUUGAGCUGCUUAAAUAAGACAACAAAUUUCAAACAAUUUGACAGGACAAAACAAAGCCUUGUUCGUUAUUAUUCCCAACAAGAAGCAUUUAAUUUCCUGUUGAUGCAAUGCAAAGAUGUCAGUUGGGGUUCGGUGUCAUUUGCGUGUAUUCUGGAAGUGAUCGAUCAACUGCUUGACUCGACGCAUGACGUUCCGAAUUUGGCUGCCACGCUCGGUAGCCUCAUUGGAAUAUGUUCCACAGUGAAAAAUCAAAACCUGCGUUGUUUGAGUGCACUUAAACUUUCUCAGUUACUGAUAAAUUUGGCACUGCGCAAAGAGCUUCAGGCGAGUAACGUUCCACUGGAUCGUAUCAUCAUUUGGCUCGAAACACUUGCCAAAAUAACUUCAACUAGUCCGGUAGCUUUCGAACGAUGGAAAGAAGUUCGACAACUCGUCGAUGGUGUAACGUUUGAAAGGCUGCUGCUAAAGGUGAAACCAUCGUUUGUCAACACGAUAAGAAAUGUGCUGGUGCCGUACAUGCGGAACGAGCGUACCUCGAUGGAUCGUAGGCUGAAGCAAAUUCUGGAUCGAGAUUUGUUGUUGGCGAUAAGAAUACUACAAUAUGGUAAAAUUUCUUUCGCGCAAGCACAAGUGAAGCAAAAAUUUUUCAGUCUUUUAAAAACCUUCAACGAUGAUUCGGACGAAACGCUCAAAUCGUUGGAAAUCUUUCUUGAAUUGGUAGCUGUUCAACCGCCUUGGUUGGAUGAAAUCGUGCAAAAACUGAUAAUCGUUCUGCACAAAAGAUUGAACCGCCUGAGCUAUCAAACUUUAUCAGUAGCUGUUACAGUAAAGAUCGUUUGUGUGUUCUCACGACUGAAUCGAUUCGAUAUGGUGGAUUUAUUUUUGGGAGCAUUUUCGCUCGAUGAACUGAUCAAUUCGGUUCAGAUUGGUAACUGUGACAAAUCCUACUAUGGUCUAAUAUUUCCUGCGUUGAGUGAUAUUUUCCUGCAGAGAUUGAAAAUUGGGUCCAGCAAAAGUGUGGCUCAAGAAAAAAUCAUCAACGAUUACCGGAAAUGGAUCGAUUUAGGUGAUUUACACGUGCUUUCAAAUACGAUGGAAAUAACGGAGUUCAUUCUGGAAAAGCACUUGCUAGAUUUGAACGAUGAAACUAAAUUUGACGGACUAUCAGAGGUGGUCGAUCGAUGUUACAGGGAAAUUCUGAUCUACAGGAAGUCGGAUCAGUUCAUGAAACUGAAUAGAAUGUUCAUUGGCAUGCUGUUGGCACCUUGGGCGAGUGAAGAUCAGACCGAGAACCUCGACCACACUCGAUGGCUGAAGGGCGUAGUGUCCGACUAUUUUCAAGUAUUUCUAGAACAGGCCGGAGUCAUAACCGGGCUGGCUAACAUACUGUUCAAAAAGCUUCUAAUGCUACCAAUCGAGACGGUUUUGGAUUGGACUAUGUUUGGUAAAAUAUUGUUGAUAGGAUUGUUGUUUGGAGAUGGUCAAAAGCGAGAACAAAGGAUAGAAGACGAAACUUGCAUAGCAAGUAGCUUUUAUGACACGCCCUUCUUCAAAUCUCCAAUCCAGCUUCAAUCGGAUGCUAGAGUACGUAUUCUGUGCGUCCUAUUCCUGUACCGUUUGACAACGACCAAUCAUCCGGAUGGUACGUUGUUUCUGUUGAAACUGGAAAGAAUGUUGAUCGAAAAGUUCCAGCAAAUAAGCCGAUCCAAGGAGCGAUACUACGCCGACUCGCAGACCCAUCGUCACAAGCUUCGAAUAGUUCAAACAUUGUGCGUAGUUUCCAAGUUAACGGGAACGAAGCCCUACCCGCUGCUGAACAUUGUUCUGUACGAGACCAACCAACCGAACAUCAACUAUCUGAUUGAGCUAAUCGUCGCAGACUCCACGAUCGACACUCUAACGGUAAUCAACUCCCUCAAGACAGACAAGGUGAAGGUAUCCGGCGUUCAGUCCGUUUUCGUAAUUCUUUGGUUGCGCUGCUGCAAAACCAAUUUCCUAGAUGUGGAAUACGUGAAUUUCUUACUUCCCUGGACCAUGGCGCAAAACUUCUCAACUAGACUGUAUGCACAAAUCACCAUCUCAAAACUGAUUGAAAAGUUCUACGACAGGCCAAAUCAACCGGAUGUGUGUCCAUUCGCGAACAUCUAUUCGGCGAUUAACAGUUACCUGAAACAGGGCAACGUCGAGAAAAACUUGGAAAAGUGUAUGAAGGAUUUCCGCUUCAAUAGCAUAUUCGAUUACGAAAAUCUGCUCACUCUGGAGAACGUCUACAAUAACAUUCCGCGAGUUUCGCGGAUGGCUCCGGAGGACGUGGUGUCGACUAAAAUAUUGAAAGAAUGUUUCGGUUGUUUGGAACUGGACGAGGUCAAUCUGGGAAAGGCGAUUGUGUUCGAUGAGUCGAUAGAUGAAACGAAGGAGAAUUUGUUCCUCAGCCAGGGGUUCGGUGGAUCGGACCACAUUCAGAAGAAGAUUGUUCCGUUGAAAUGUUUGGAACCGAGCAUGGAAUUACUGACCAAUCUACCGGAGCGAUUGUGCUUGCGGCGAAAGAAUAACUCGCAUGGACUGAUAGUUGUGGCAAGUCUGGUGAAUCGGCCCCCCAAUUUGGGCGGUUUGGCGCGAAGCAGUGAAAUCUUUGCCGUCCAGCAAUACAUCGUAAAUUCACUGAAGGAUCUGGAAAAUAAAGAAUUCCUAGCGUUGAGCAUGACGGCCGAAAAAUGGUUGAACGUUGCAGAGCUAAAAUCAUUCCAAAUCGUGGACUACCUUAUGGAGAUGAAAACGAAAGGUUACUCCAUAGUGGGAGCUGAGCAAACGACUGGUAGUCAGCCCAUUCAGAGUAUUCAAUUCCCAAGGAAAUCAAUUCUUGUCUUGGGACACGAAAAGGAGGGACUUCCUGCCAACAUCAUAUCCCACUUGGAUAUCAUUGCAGAGAUUCCGCAGUUUGGUGUGGUGCGAUCGUUAAAUGUUCAUGUCACAGGAGCUAUUUUCAUGUGGGAAUACGCCAAGCAACAUCACGUAAUCAGUAGCAGUUGAACUACUAUGAAUGAAUCUGUUCUGUUAUCAAUUUCAGAGUGUUUAUGAAAUAUAUUUUUUUUAACAAUGUCAGUAAUUUCAUUGUCUGACAGAGUCAGACUUCACGAAUCAUAGUUCUAAUAAAUCAUUAUU